AUGUCAAGCGCUUCAAAAACUAAAGACGUCAUUCAACGUAAAUUAGUUAUUGUAGGAGACGGUGCUUGUGGCAAAACUUCUCUAUUGUCCGUUUUCAAAUUAGGUCAUUUCCCAAGGGAAUAUGUAAGUACUAGAUCUAAGCCCACCUUCUAUUCACCACAUAGUCAAACGUACAAGACACUAAGACGAAAACAACUUCUGGUCCCAACGGUAUUUGAAAAUCUUGUGACAGAUAUUAAAAUCGAUGGAAAACCUGUACAGUUGGCGUUAUGGGAUACUGCUGGGCAAGAAGAAUAUGAAGUUAGUAAUAACCUUAUGACUUUUUCUCAUGUCAUUUUGAUAGCCUUUGCGGUAGACAUACCCGAUUCUUUUGAGAACGUAGCUGCGAAGUGGAUUGACGAGGUCCAAUCUCUUUGCCCAAAUGUUCCUGUCAUCUUAGUAGGUUUAAAGAAAGAUUUAAGAGAUGACGCAACCGCUAUUACAGAAAUGCGAAAGAAGAGGAUUUCCUUCGUCGAUCCUAAACAGGGAGAAGAUUUGGCACAACAAAUAGGUGCUCGUAGAUAUUUAGAAUGUUCAGCAUUAACUGGUGAAAAUGUCGAUAAUGUUUUUGAAGCUGCCUCAAGGGCCGCACUUUUGUCAUAUGAAAAAAAUCCAGGCUGUUGUAUCAGAGUUUAG
Molecule: messenger RNA, 675 nt
Organism: Funneliformis caledonium
Lineage: Eukaryota; Fungi; Glomeromycota; Glomeromycetes; Glomerales; Glomeraceae
Source: the annotation of a GenBank genome assembly